Messenger RNA from Dentiscutata erythropus, 315 nucleotides. Lineage: Eukaryota; Fungi; Glomeromycota; Glomeromycetes; Diversisporales; Gigasporaceae. The record is from the annotation of a GenBank genome assembly.
AUGGGUGACAUUCCAUUUAACUGUCCAUCAGAUUAUCCAUAUACAUCUAGCAUGAUAUUAGCAGGAUGCAAAGUUCGAGAAGCAAAUUUGAUCUGUAUGUGGUUAUACUUUGCAACAUUAAUAAUUAUAAUACCUCUUUUUUGGUCAUGGCGUAAUGCAUCUAAAUCGAGUCCGAGACCCGAGGAUUCAGAACGAGAAACAUUCGGUUUUCUUCGUUUUUUUGAUAAACUGAUCCCAAGAAGACAACCACCUGGAUCGGGAGAUGAUUCGAAGAAUGCGUAUAUAGAACCAGAAGUACUUUUUGAGGCACCUUAA